AUGAUCACCUACCUCGCAAAGAAGACAACGGAUAGCUUGUUAUCGGCUGGGGGGAAGAAUGGAUAUGAAUCAGUACUCACACCACCUGCUACGCCAACAAAAGAUGCUGCUGAAUUGCCCAAUUUGUCUUUGACAGAUGAUUUACUCGCUCAAUCAUCUACCUUGCCCAGUUUGGAAUGCUUUAUCGCAACUCUGGUUGACCAAUCAAAUGUCCAAGUUCCAACUCUCAUUUCUACCCUCGUUUACUUGGAUAGACUUAGGCUCAAGCUUCCACCCGUUGCUAAAGGCAUGUCUUGCACCAGACAUAGAGUAUUCUUGGCUGCUUUGAUAGUCGCUUCAAAAUUUCUUAAUGACAGCAGCCCUAAGAACAAGCACUGGGCUAGACACGCUAGGUUGUUUAGUGUGGCAGAGGUUAACUUGAUGGAGAGGCAGCUGCUGUCCUUUUUGAAUUUUGAAUUGAAUAUAACUCAUCAAGACAUUGUCAGGGAGUUUGGUCCGUUAAUUAGGGCGCCUCCAGUAAACAUGGCUGGAAUGGCUGGAAUGGCUCCCAUCUCUCCCAUCUCGCAAAUGCCACAGAUGCCUGCACAGAUGAUGCUUCCAUAUCAGCAAUACCAGCCACUACAGCCACCACCUAUGUUCUACCACAACUUACACAAUAUCCCCGCGUACCCAUCCCCAUCGGCAAUACGCAAACACCACCAACUUCGUCAACAAAGAUCACAGCCAACGCUUCGUCCACGCGGGAAUAUCUCACUUAGUCCGCUGAAUCAACAGCAAACAUAUCACUCGCAGCAGCAACAGCACUCUUACCACACUCACUCUAAUCACCCACAUCACCCACUCCAGACACAGAACAUACCUUCAUUGAUGGCCCUAGCUAGUCCACCAGAGACACCACUCGAAUUGAAACACCCAGCAGUCGCGAGUAAGAUCACAAAAUCUUCACAUUUUUACAACAACAGAAUAUUCAAUAAACUGAUUAGGAGGAAGGGAUCAGCGCAGGAGAUAGUUAGAUAG
Molecule: messenger RNA, 1017 nt
Organism: Wallemia ichthyophaga EXF-994
Lineage: Eukaryota; Fungi; Basidiomycota; Wallemiomycetes; Wallemiales; Wallemiaceae
Product: PHO85 cyclin-1
Exons: 1
Coding region: 1-1017 (338 amino acids)
Biological process (GO): regulation of cyclin-dependent protein serine/threonine kinase activity
Cellular component (GO): cyclin-dependent protein kinase holoenzyme complex; nucleus
Molecular function (GO): protein kinase binding; cyclin-dependent protein serine/threonine kinase regulator activity
Source: RefSeq, a predicted model, not a curated record